GGACAACAAACAAUGACGUACCAGAGUCGCUGUGUGUUGCAGUCAAAUCCGUCCGGGUCUCUGAAGUGGGUGAAAGGUCCAGCGGUGAAGCUGCAGCUGUACUUGAGCCCCAUUUCCUCUCAUAGCUUUGGCCGACCAGCGGAAAGUCAACAUGUCGAAACAGCCGCAGCCGAUCAGCCCAAUGAAGAACUUCUUCGCGGGAGGUUUCGGCGGCGUCUGCCUCGUCUUUGCCGGACACCCCCUCGACACUAUUAAAGUGCGUCUACAGACUCAGCCGAAGCCCAAACCGGGAGAGAGCGUCAUGUAUGCGGGGACUGUCGAUUGCUUCAAAAAGACUUUAGCGAAAGAGGGGGUGAAGGGGCUCUACAAAGGCAUGGCCGCCCCCAUCAUCGGCGUCACGCCCAUGUUCGCCGUGUGUUUCUUCGGCUUCGGCUUGGGCAAGAAACUGCAGCAGAAGAGCCCCGACGACGUCCUCACGUAUCCGCAGCUGUUUGCCGCCGGCAUGUUAUCCGGCGUUUUCACCACGGCAAUCAUGACGCCCGGCGAGCGCAUCAAAUGUCUACUGCAGAUCCAAGCGUCCUCCGGGAAGGUGAAGUACGACGGGCCGCUGGACUGCGUCAAGCAGCUCUACAAGGAGUCCGGCAUCAGAGGGAUCUACAAAGGCACCGUGCUGACCCUCAUGAGAGAUGUCCCUGCGAGCGGAAUGUACUUCAUGUCAUACGAGUGGUUGAAGAAUCUCCUCACGCCGGCCGGAAAGAGUCGCGACGAGCUCAGCGUUCCCAGCGUGCUGUUCGCCGGAGGCAUGGCGGGAAUAUUUAACUGGGCCGUGGCGAUCCCCCCCGAUGUGCUCAAGUCUCGUUUUCAAACAGCUCCGCCGGGAAAAUAUCCCAACGGCUUCCGGGACGUUCUGCGCGAGCUGAUCCGGGAGGAGGGCGUUGGCUCCCUGUAUAAAGGUUUCAACGCCGUCAUGCUUCGAGCUUUUCCGGCAAACGCUGCUUGCUUCUUGGGAUUCGAACUCGCGAUGAAAUUCCUCAACUGGCUGGCGCCGAACCUGUGAUGAAACUCUUAUUACAGUGCACUUAUUUGCACACGCACACAGGGACUCUAUAAUCAUAACAAAUUUCCACUUCUGAUUGUGUCUGAAAACGUGCUGUACCGGGUUUUUGGAGCAGACGGUGUUUCCUCAAAUGGUGGCGUCCGCUCGAAUAGACGCCGCGUCUCGACGGAUUAACGUCGCGGAUCGUUACGGGGAAUGUGACGAGUCGAAACGGCGGUUAUCCAUAUUUGUAAUUACAGUUUCGCCUCUUCAAAACAUAACCUCGUUUUCACGAAUCAUAAUUUUACCGGCAAACCUCGACUGUCCGACCCUCGGGCUAACGUUUAAGAUAUCUGGAAAGAUGAAUUAAAGAUAUCUUGAGCUGCAAUUAUGAAUCUUCGGAAUCGGAUCGUUGAUUUCUGAAAUGAGGACCGCAUAACCGUGAAUGAUAAAAGUCAUGUCGAGGUGAUAUGACGUUGCACAUAUCUGAAAUGACAAUUGUAGAUAAGAACGACUGUGGAAGUGAAUAUGUGCCACCAGGAUUUUAUUUUUGAAAUGGAAAGUGAUCACAUUUUCAAUCGUUGGAUUUCAGUGUAACUUUUCAACGUUAACAAUUCAACCGGCUACAAUUCGCCGUCUGUGCCACCAGGCAGGGUUACUUCAGGUCAGAACCAAACCAGCCAAUCCAGUUACUCUUUCUUAGGAUGUGACGUCACGUGACGAAGAAAGCGUCACUGCGAUUGGCUGGUUGCCCGGUUCUGACCUGAAGUAACCCUGCCUGGCGGCACAGACGGUGAAUUUCAGACUGCGAAUUGUAGCAACUAUUGAAAAUGUGAUCACUUUACAUCCAUCCAUCCAUUUUCUUUUCUGCAUAUCCUCACGAGGGUCGCGUCAACGGGCAGGAGGCGGGGUACGCCCUGAGCUAGUCGCCAGCCAAUUGCAGGGCACAUUGAGACAAACAGCCGCACUCACAAUCACACCUCGGGGCAAUUUAGAGUGUCCAAUUAAUGUUGCAUUUUUUUGGGAUUUGGGAGGAAACCGGAGUGCCCGGAGAAAACCCACGCAGGCACGGGGAGAACAUGCAAACGCCACACAGGCGGGUCCGGGAUUGAACCCGGGACCUCACAGCUGUGAGGGCAACACUUUACCGGCUAAUCCACCGUGCCACCACGACCCAUCAUAUUUACACAUUUAAUGUACCAAGUAGUUUUGGAACCAGAAAUCAAGCCUAACAGGUUUUUCAACUAUUGUUGAUGUUUGGCAACACAAAACUGCUUGCAAUAUCGCAACGUCAUCGUUUAUGAUAUGACCGUUUGAAAUUUUGUUUCAAAUUUGAACAAAAAUCACGGAAGUUGAUACACAUGAUUCGGCUUCCCGGGCCACGUAAAAUCGUGCGGCGGGCCGGACCUGGCCCCCGGGCCAUGAGUUUGACACCCGUGUUCAAUGCGCUCGCUGUACAUGUACGCGACGGCGGUUUUCCCACCCGUUACAACAACUGGCGUUGAAACAGGAGUUCAGAACACUCCAGAUGGAUUCUCCCAUCCCGUUAAAAAUCAUGUUUAAAAAUUUGAUAUUGUGCAUUUUAUUUGGGAAAGCGUACAUGAAUCGAUGCUUGGGUCCACUAUAUGAGGAAAUACAGUUUUUGUUGUUGUUGUUUUUUUUUUUUUUUUGCUUUUUAAAUGCGGCACUGAUGUCGUGAGCCGGACAUGUCGUGCCUUAUUUGAAUUUACAGUAUCAGGGAAAAGGUCCAUUUCUUUUUCUACUUGAAUGUCCUGUACACGGAUGUUACUGCGUAGAAAUCUGAAAAAUAAAAACCCGAUUUAUGGAA
Molecule: messenger RNA, 2864 nt
Organism: Syngnathoides biaculeatus (alligator pipefish)
Lineage: Eukaryota; Metazoa; Chordata; Actinopteri; Syngnathiformes; Syngnathidae
Gene: slc25a20
Product: solute carrier family 25 member 20
Exons: 10
Coding region: 152-1057 (301 amino acids)
Biological process (GO): mitochondrial transport; carnitine transmembrane transport
Cellular component (GO): mitochondrial envelope
Molecular function (GO): O-acyl-L-carnitine transmembrane transporter activity
Source: RefSeq, a predicted model, not a curated record